Messenger RNA from Penicillium robsamsonii, 906 nucleotides. Its product is annotated as homeobox domain-containing protein. Gene Ontology annotation, biological process: regulation of transcription by RNA polymerase II. Gene Ontology annotation, molecular function: RNA polymerase II cis-regulatory region sequence-specific DNA binding; DNA-binding transcription factor activity, RNA polymerase II-specific. The record is from RefSeq and is a predicted model, not a curated record. The transcript has 3 exons. The coding region runs from base 1 to 906 and encodes 301 amino acids. Lineage: Eukaryota; Fungi; Ascomycota; Eurotiomycetes; Eurotiales; Aspergillaceae.
AUGUCACAGUCCCACGAGGUAAACGAAGAUACCGAUAUGGCUAUUUCCUUCUUCCCCCCCCACCUCCACGAUGAAAUUGAAUCAAUCUCCCCAUUCUACACCACAGCCCGCCACUCACAAGACCGCCCACCCUCAGGCCACGAUGUGGCCGACCCCCGCUCAAUCCCAUACGGCAAUCAAUCCACCAACAUGCCCUACGAAUCCCGCCGUGAAUACACAGUCUCCCGCGGGGCAGAACAUCAACCCCGCAUGCCAGAUCCAGGCCACCAUCACAUGCAUCUAUCCGAGAACGCAUCCCGCGGUCCCAGUCCAAUUCUCCCCCCAAUCCGCGACUUGGAUUCUAUGCCCGGCCGGGCAAUGAACCCCUCGAGCAAAGGGUAUUCCGAGCGGCCCCCACGCUCCGACCCUUUCGUCGCGCAGGAAUAUCGCCAACCCGGACCGUCAGCAGCGAUGUCCGCUGAUUCUCACCCCCGCGGCGAGCACUUCGCACCCAUCAUGCACCCUCAGUCACCGUAUGGACAUCCUCCCAUCGGGUAUGCGGAUGAGCAGAUGUCGCCCCAGGUGAUGGGGCAUGGGCAGGGGAAUUUUGGGAUUAUGGGCGAUCCGAUAGAUCCCAAGACGAAGCGGAGACGGGGGAACUUGCCUAAGCCUGUGACUGAUAUCUUGCGGGCUUGGUUCCAUGAGCAUCUCGAUCACCCUUAUCCUAGUGAGGAGGAUAAGCAGAUGUUUAUGACGAGAACGGGGCUUUCGAUUAGCCAGAUUAGUAACUGGUUUAUCAAUGCUCGGAGACGACAACUUCCUGCGCUACGCAAUCAAAUGCGCAGUGGUGCAGAUACGGAGUCUCAACGACAGUCGCCCUUUAGUGAUGUUGAUGGAUCGGAGCACCUGCCCUCUCCUCAUCAUUAG